AUGCAUGUGGGUGUUCUUACACUUUCCAUUUGUACAAGUAAUGGGCGACUUCUUUUUAGUCUUCCUCCGAAUCUUAAUGAUGUUGCCACUAUCGAGCUGGAUAAUGACGAGAAAACUCCCGGAGAAAACGAUAUCGCAUGGCAGCGCUUCUGCCGAACGGGACCUAUUGCUUUCCUGCCUUUAAGCAAGAACCUUUCUUCUCUAACCUGGACAACUUCUACAGAGCACGCACAUCGCCUAUUGGCCUUACCAAAAGACGAGUUUGUAGACGAACUAAAUUACACAAUGUUUACCGAAGAGGAUCAGAACGAUUUGGUUAACAAGUCACUUUUUGCGCUUUCAAAGCUACCAUUCCUUUCUAGUGACAUGGUUGUUACUCCUCAGCCUCCUCAAGUUGUCACAUUGCAAGGUGACACCCGAGCAGCAUAUCCGCUAGGAUUUGGACAUGCUCAUACUUAUGUACAGCCACGUGUGGUGCUAGUUGGUGAUGCCGCUCAUCGCGUUCACCCAUUGGCAGGUCAAGGAGUCAAUCUUGGUUAUCACGAC
Messenger RNA from Strongylus vulgaris, 546 nucleotides. The record is from the annotation of a GenBank genome assembly. NCBI's taxonomy places the organism in Eukaryota, Metazoa, Nematoda, Chromadorea, Rhabditida, Strongylidae.